AUGCGGGGAAGCAAGAGCACGUUCGGAGGAGCGCUGAGCGGCCGCGACGAACCUCACCUUUCCCCGCGGCGAGGCUGGGGCUGCUAUCGGCCGGCACCUCGUGCGAGAUGGGUGCGGGAGCGGGGAAGCAGCGCGCUCCCCUUUGGCCGCCGCUCCCCCUCGCCGCAUCCCGCCCCGCACGGAGCCAGGGGACCUCGCGAUCUCAGAACCCUCCCGCCCCGGCCGAGGCGCCCCGAGUCCCGAGGAAGAGCUUCCGCCGCCCCCUCUGUAUUCGUGCAGUGCCAGAAAGUGAAUGAAGCUGCUUGUGACAUUGCCAGAGAAGUUGCCAGUGAAGGUGAUGCUGUAGUAGCUGGAGGAGUUAGUCAGACACCAUCAUACUUAAGCUGCAAGGACAAAGCAGAGGUUAAAGCAGUCUUUCGAAAGCAGCUAGAUAUCUUCAUGAAGAAGAAUGUGGACUUCCUCAUUGCAGAGUAUUUUGAACAUGUUGAAGAAGCUGUCUGGGCAGUUGAAGUCCUAAAAGAAUCUGGCAAGCCAGUUGCAGCUACAAUGUGCAUAGGUCCAGAAGGAGACAUGCAUGGUGUGCCUCCUGGACAAUGCGCUGUCCAACUGGUGAAGGCUGGUGCUUCUAUUGUUGGAGUUAACUGCCAUUUUGACCCAGAUACUGCACUGGAAACUGUGAAACUGAUGAAAGAGGGCUUGCAAGCUGCUAAGCUGAAAGCCCACCUGAUGUCUCAACCACUUGCUUUUCAUACACCUGACUGUGGGAAGCAGGGAUUUAUUGAUCUUCCUGAAUUUCCCUUUGGUUUGGAACCAAGAAUCAUCACUAGAUGGGAUGUUCAAAAGUAUGCAAGAAAGGCUUAUGACUUAGGAAUCCGCUAUAUUGGAGGCUGCUGUGGAUUUGAGCCAUAUCACAUCCGAGCAAUAGCUGAAGAGCUGGCUCCUGAAAGAGGAUUUUUGCCAGAAGCUUCUGAGAAACAUGGUAGCUGGGGCAAUAGCCUGAGCAUGCAUACUAAGCCUUGGGUCAGAGCAAGAGCAAGAAAAGAAUACUGGGAGAACCUGAAGCCUGCUUCAGGCAGGCCAUAUUGUCCUUCAAUGUCAAAGCCAGAUGGCUGGGGAGUGACUAAAGGAGCCAGGGAGCUGAUGCAGCAGAAAGAAGCAACAACUGAACAGCAGCUGAAGGAGCUUUUCCAGAAACAGAAAUUCUAAUCUGCUGUAAUUGUCUGAAUGUUAGGAUGUUAGAACAUCUCAUCCUUUGAGAGAAAACUUGUGAAGAUUAAUGCCCUGUUAAUUUGUUCAAUUAACUUGUAAUGAAAGAACCAAAAUGCAACGAGAAUGUGAUUACAAAUGAAAUAUGAGAAGCUUUGAUAAUAAAAUCUUUCUCUGGACAAAUAGUUUGGGAAGAGGUUUGGAUUCUUAUAAUUGAUCUUCUGUUAGUUAGCUAGAUGCCAUUUAUUGGGUAGACAGAGAUCAUGUGGAAGUAGUAUAAGUAAUACUGGGCUCAACUGACCUGUGCAUAGACCAAAAAACAUCUAUAAACACUACAUUAGUACUCUCGAGUCUGUUAAUACUCUUGAGUCUGUUUUAGUUUAGAAAUCUGUGAGAGCAGCUCAGACCUCAGGAUUUGUUGAGGGCCAGCUUCAGGCAUGCACAGUCUGCCAGUGCUUCUGGCUCAGUUAAUUACAGUAAAUUCAUGUACUUCAAAAGCAUAGAAGUAAACUGGAAAUUCCAUCUUAUAAAUGUGACACCAGUCAUAUAUACACAAUUUACUGCUUGGAAGAAUGAGAAGCUUAAGAGGUUUAGUGAUAUAUAGAAAAUACUGAAUAAAUUAAAAAUAUCAUGGGAUUGUAUUGUAUUAUCUUGACACUUUAAAUCAUAUGAGCUCUGAGUAUCGUACCUCAAGUAAACUGCUGCAAUUUUCCAAAUGA
Messenger RNA from Meleagris gallopavo (turkey), 1925 nucleotides. NCBI's taxonomy places the organism in Eukaryota, Metazoa, Chordata, Aves, Galliformes, Phasianidae. The record is from RefSeq and is a predicted model, not a curated record.